UAAAUUAGGACAAGUGCAAUAGGUUUAGAACUUUUUUUUUACACUUUUCCCAUUUAGAGUACAUGAUCAAUAUCAAUAACAAGGGAUGAGGAAGCUUCUUUUAUGACAAUGUUAGAAACUUGGAGUCACCAAAUCGAAUGUAUGCGUGAGGUCUUCAAUUAAGUAAUCAUGGACUUGACGGAGUGUUGUCACAAUAAUGCCAACACCACCUCCUCUUUCAAUAAGUGAUGUUAUUCUACCUCACUUAUAGUUUCGCUUGCAUUAGCCUUGUCAAUUUGAGGCGGGGAAAGAGCUCAAGGGAUAUUAUUCUAUACACUUCUAAUGACAUCAUUUCUUUUGUAAGCCACAUCAAAAGAUGUUAUAUUAAAAUAAUGUUAUGUAGGAUUUUCAAGUCAGUAAGAUGAUUGACGUUACAUGAGUGAAUUUAAGUGAAUGUUUUCUUAAUGUUAUGGCACUUAAAUGCGACAGUUUGAAAAGUUAUGACAUCUGAACAUCCUAGAAGUUUUGGGGCUGUAAGUGCUAUUGCGAUUGCCUGAGAGCAGAUUCCUUACUUCCUUUUCGACUUCCCUUCCAACCAAAGUCACAAGUUUAGACCGGUCCGAUGACCGAAAUGUCCGGUUCAAGUAAUCGCAUGGGCCGGUUCACCGGCACCGUGAAAAUCGCGAUCGAGACGCGACGGAGAGUGGUCUCCGGCGAGCGAGUUUUGCGGAUGGAAAAAGCUAAAAGCUCGCCGGAAUAGCAACGGCAGGGAAACGCCUGUAAUCAACUUGUGUCGGCGAGCACGGAUUCCUGUGGGGUUGGAUCCUACAAAGUGAAUCGAAGGAGGGACAAAUGAUUUGAUUAAAGAACUUGGGUCUGAAUCUCUUGACGGGAUCAAUACCGGGGGGGAUUGGCAAUCUGAAUCGCAUGCAAUACCUGAGCCUUAAUGCCAAUGCAUUCUCUGGGGAGCUUCCGAAUGAGAUCGGAAAUCUUCAUGAGCUGCUAGCAGUGUCAUUCGCAGAAAAUAACUUCUCUGGUUCUCUACCACUUUCUCUUGGAAAUCUCUCAAAGUUACAGCAGUUAUACUUCUCUAGCUCAGGAAUCAGCGGUGCAAUUCCAUCAUCUUUUGCAGAUCUUACAGAUUUAAAUAUCCUGUGGGCAUCUGACAACAAUCUCACAGGCUCCAUCCCUGACUUCAUAGGAAACUGGCUCAAACUUACUGUGCUGAGGCUGCAAGGCAAUUCUUUUGCCGGUCCAAUACCAUCAACCUUUUCCAAAUUAACCUCUUUAAAAGAAUUGAGAGUAUCCGACAUUUCUAGUGGCAUCUCUACGCUAGAAUUUCUGGCUGACAUGAGGAAUCUCACAACUUUAGUUCUGAGGAAUAACAAUAUUCAUGGUACUAUUCCACCAUAUGUCAGUAAUAACAAAAAAUUAGAGCACCUAGACUUAAGCUUCAAUAAUCUGAAUGGAUCAAUUCCAGAUUCCACAUUCACAUUAGAUUCACUUUCUUAUUUGUUUCUCGGAAGUAAUAAGUUAAGUGGAGCCCUCCCCUCAAAGAAAGGCACCUCUCUUGUUUAUAUAGAUCUCUCCUACAAUAACUUAUCUGGCAACUUUCCUUUUUGGGUCAAGGAAACUAUUCAAAGUAACUUCGUUGCCAACUACUUCACAGAAGAAAGUUCAAAUAGUGGGGACUUGCCUUCGGGAUGGAUUUGCCUUCAACGACCAUUUCCUUGUAGAGACACAGGAGUCGAUAUUAGUUUUGCAAUCAAUUCCGGGGGUCCACUAGUCAAAUCUUCUGAUGGAACUCUGUUUGAGGGUGACUACAACAACGGCAUUGGUCCAGCUUCAUUCUUUGUCAGCGAGACAAAGAGGUGGGCACUUAGCAAUGUUGGGAUUUUUACUGACGCUACCAACUACCAAUUCACAUGUUCAACCUCCAACGCCAUCUUGCAUACGCCAGAGCCAGACCAAGCUCUCUUCCAAACAGCAAGGACAUCUGCGUCAUCAUUGAGAUACUAUGGGUUGGGACUCCAGAAUGGCAACUACACAGUGAACCUAGGGUUUGCAGAAACAGCUUUUCCAGAUGAUAGCCAGUGGACAAGUCGGGGGAGGCGUCUCUUUGAUAUAUACAUUCAGGGGAUUUUGAUGUCAAAGGACUUUGACAUUAGAAAGGAAGCGGGUGGAAAGUCCUUCCGAGCUGUUGAGAAGGCAUUUAAUGUUCAGGUAUUUGAAAACUAUGUUGAGAUUCACUUCUUUUGGGCUGGAAAAGGGACGUGCUGCAUGCCUUCUCGAGGUACAUAUGGACCAUCUAUUUCAGCUAUCCGUGUUAGUCCAGAUUUUACACCUACUUUUCCAGACAAGAGGAAGAAUAAGAUGCCUUUGGUCACAGGGAUUGCAGUUGGUGUUGGAGUCGCGUUAUUUCUAUCAACUUUCGUAGCUUGUUAUUAUCUCGGAAUAAUAAAAAGACCAAGCUCCAAUCAAGAGACAGAUGCCCUGAGAGUUGCUACAGGGGCAUUGACUUUCAACUAUUCAGAGCUACACAGUGCAACAAAUGGUUUCAGCCUUGCCAAUAAGCUGGGCCAGGGUGGUUUUGGUAUUGUUUAUAAGGGAGCACUAGGUGAUGGGAGACUUGUUGCUGUGAAGAAACUCUCUGUGACCUCUGACCAAGGAAACAAUCAAUUUCUAGCAGAAAUUGCAACGAUAUCUGCUGUUCAACAUCGGAACCUCGUAAAGUUGUAUGGAUGUUGUGUACACGGUGAUGAACGCCUCCUUGUGUAUGAGUUUCUAGAGAACAGUAGCCUCAAUCAUGCCUUAUUUGGGAAAACAAGCCUUCUUGUUGACUGGGGCACUCGUUAUGACAUAUGCUUGGGCAUAGCACGAGGACUAGCUUACCUUCAUGAAGAAUCAAGAGUUAGAAUUGUGCACAGAGAUGUGAAGGCCAGCAAUAUUUUGCUUGAUGCAAGUCUUAACCCAAAAAUUUCAGACUUUGGAUUGGCAAAGCUUUACAAUGAUAAAAUGACUCACAUAAGCACUAAAGUUGCAGGGACAAUUGGGUAUCUGGCACCAGAGUAUGUCAUGCGUGGGCACCUGAGUGAGAAGACUGAUGUCUUUGCCUUCGGUGUGGUGGCUUUAGAGAUUGUUGCUGGAAAGCCAAAUUUUGCAUCCAAAGGAACGGAAUCUCUGCUUGAGUGGGCCUGGCAACUGUACGAGAAUGAGUGCCAUGUUGAAAUAGUGGACCCUAGAUUAUCAGAAUUUGAAGAGGAGCAAGUAAAACAUGUGAUUCACAUGGCUCUCCUCUGCACCCAGAUGCAACCAUCUCUAAGGCCACCAAUGUCCAGUGUAGUGGCAAUGCUUCUGGGACGUACUAAUGCCAUACCUGUGCCUUCAAAGCCAGGUUACUUGACUGACAACAUGUUUGGCAGUUUUGUCAAUUUGAUGAGUGAAACAGUGACGCAUAUAAACUUGCACAACGACUCACCUUCAAGCAGCCUGAUCGACACUGGAGAAAAGCGUUCCGGAAUGCUGCCAAACCAAUCCUAUGGAGAUCCAGAAAGCUCAGUGGUGAAGCAGCUGAUUGAAUUGAAGGUGCUGCAUGACGAGACAUGACAUGUGAAGAUUGAUAUAAAGCAUUGUCCGAUGUCUAGAUACCGUAUUAAGAAUGAACAUCGAUAUUGUGUCAUUUCUGUCAUAAUAACAACCGGUUGUUUCAUCAAUCCGGAAACCGUUUAGGGGGCAUUGAAUAGUAAAGCUGUUCUGUGUAAAUCGAUGAAGGAAAUCAAACUGUUCUGGUUCCUAGCAUAGUCUUAUAGAAAAGCAGUGUCUACAAUGUCUUCUUAUUAGAUGUUCAAGUCAAUGACCAUUGAGAAGUUGACCGACCACUUUAUCACUGGGGAAGUACAUUUGCCAAUCUUAAA
Molecule: messenger RNA, 3893 nt
Organism: Eucalyptus grandis
Lineage: Eukaryota; Viridiplantae; Streptophyta; Magnoliopsida; Myrtales; Myrtaceae
Product: probable LRR receptor-like serine/threonine-protein kinase At1g56140
Exons: 23
Coding region: 907-3585 (892 amino acids)
Biological process (GO): protein phosphorylation
Molecular function (GO): protein kinase activity; ATP binding; protein binding
Source: RefSeq, a predicted model, not a curated record